This is a messenger RNA of Prinia subflava (tawny-flanked prinia), 976 nucleotides long. RefSeq lists its product as uncharacterized. The transcript has 3 exons. The coding region runs from base 1 to 825 and encodes 274 amino acids. NCBI's taxonomy places the organism in Eukaryota, Metazoa, Chordata, Aves, Passeriformes, Cisticolidae. The record is from RefSeq and is a predicted model, not a curated record.
AUGGGUCCCACGGCCACCGAGCGAGCACCGCCCGACCCGCAGCUCCACCGGGGAGCGGAACGGAGCCCGCACGGGCACAGCCCGCCCCGGGCACCCCCGAGCUCCGCACAGAGCGAGCCGGGACCCCCAGCCCUGCCCCGGAGCCGCCCCUUCCCCCGGCCCGCCCGCUGCCUUUACCUGCGGCGAGAGCGCCGGGCGGGCUGGGCUCGGCGGCGGCUCCCGGGCUGGGGCGCGGUGCGGAGCGGCGGCUCCCGGGACGGGGCGCAGCUCCCGGCACAGCGGCCGCGCUCACUGCGCGGGCGGCCCCGGCUGGCGAGCCCGCAGCGGCGCAGAGCCGCGCAUCCCCCGCGGGACGCGCCCGGGGCAGGCAGGAGGGCGGCGAGGCGAGGCAGGAGCCGGCCCGGCGCCCCGUCCCGUGCCGUGCCCUGGCUCGGCCGCAGCGGCUACCGCCUCAGAGGGGCGAGCCCGCCGUGCCCGGCGCCAGCUGCCUCCUCCCCCGCGCGGGCAUCGCCGAGCAGCGCGCCGCGGGUCCCGCUCCGCUCCAUCCAGCCGCCCGCCCCGAGCCGCCGCAGCUUUGUCACGCCGACAGCCCCCUCGGGUGGGAGAACCUGGGUGUAUUUUGCUUGUUGGCCCAAGCACUCCCCAUUUCUGCUUGCAGCUGAUCAAUGCCCGCUGGUUUGUUCCACUGCAGCCCUGGUCUCACUGGAGCAGCUGGUGGCUGUGGCAGCUUCCCUGCAGUGUUACAUCAGCUCAGAUUCCUCUCUGGUGACACCGCAGGGUUCAGCAGAGGUGCUCCAACUUCCAGGCACAGAGCAGGAGGUGUGAAGUCAGCCUCUCACCAGGGUUCGUGUUACAGUUUAAAUCCUGGAGGGAGCAGCAAGCUGGAAGGCAGGGAGUAAAGUGUGGGCACUCUGUACGUUCUGGGUCCUGUGACCCAGCUGUCCCACAGCACCAAACCCCAGCACAUCCCUCCUGC